This is a messenger RNA of Penicillium canariense, 1443 nucleotides long. Its product is annotated as ankyrin repeat domain-containing protein. Gene Ontology annotation, molecular function: protein binding. Bases 1 to 1443 code for a protein of 480 amino acids. The transcript has a single exon. The record is from RefSeq and is a predicted model, not a curated record. Lineage: Eukaryota; Fungi; Ascomycota; Eurotiomycetes; Eurotiales; Aspergillaceae.
AUGUCUCUUACAAGUCUGCCCUUCGAACUGCUGCUGCUGAUAGCAAGCGCCGUUACAGAUGGCCGUGAUGGUCGACUGCAUCCAGCCCAGACAUUGAAAAGCAUCUAUGCAUUAUCUCGAACCUGUCGGGUAAUAUAUGGUAACUUGUGUUGGAAGUUAUAUCGCUAUGAUGUCGACAGAGGCGAGAGCUCGGCGCUCCUCUGGGCGGCCGUUACAAACAAUCCCAAGACGGCCAAGUUAUCUCUCGCCAGCGGCGGCGAUACGCGUGCCACGAACCAACACGGUCAGUCCCCACUGUGGCUAGCAGCUCGCCGAGGAUACCGGGAUAUUGUUGAGAUUCUGCUCGACCACGGUGCUGAUAUCGAGAUCAGGAACCCGGUAGGGCUCACACCGCUUGCGAUCGCAUCGCGAGAGGGAUGUUGCGAAAUUAUGAAAGUAUUGCUGCAUCGAGGAGCAAAACAUGCAACUCAGACUCCCGAUCACUCAACUCCUCUUCUUUGGGCCAUUCGCGCUGGAGCAACAGAUGCGGUGAAGCUUCUCAUCGAACACGGAGCUCAGCUUCCGGAACCAAGCACAACUCCAUGGCGACGAUGGGCUCUAGCUGCGUACCGUGCCGGGCCUGCUAGGUGGGUUGGCAUCCCUGAAAUCCAAGCACUGAUGGAAUCAAGCCACGAUCCCAACCAAGGAAAUCAGCUGUCAGUACGACCUUUCCUUCAUGCCAUGCAGCACCAAUUUCUUGCAAUGUCCACUUUUAUUCUGGACCAGUGCAUCACCUCGAUAAACGACCUUGGCUCGUUUUUCGGUCACUGCCCCGCUGAUGAACCUAUGUAUGACAAGAGUCGGCAGGGGAUUGAGCGGGUGAUAUGGGCGGGUUGGCGAGCAACGGAGCAGCGGAUUCACUUUGGCCGUCCACAAAACAGCCCGUUAUGGUGGGCGGUUUACCAUGGCGAAGAGGAAUUCGUCGAGAAACUACUGAAACGUGGAGCUGGGACUAAUUCUCAGACCGAUCGGUACAGACACGACAGGAAACCAACCAGGUUGCUUUCGCUUGCCCUAGUUCGGGGGUUCCCUGGAAUUGCCGAGCUCCUAUUGGACUGUGGAGCGGACGCAAACUACUAUUUUUGGGACGGUUCCUUGCUGAUAAGGGUCCUACGACUUGGGAAUGAACGAUUGGUGAUGAAGGUCUUGUCGAGUUUGAAUAUGGUUGGAGCUCUCCAUAUUGCCAAUCAACGACGGCCACUGGUCAUAGCGAUUGGGAAACAAAAUGCGACGUUGGUGAGAAUGUUACUCGAGUUCGGCGCGGAUCCAAAUGUGGAAUUCUCCUAUGUGAGAAAGGCGGAAGACGGCCACAAAUAUGAGAAGCGGCAAACGAUACUGUCGAUUGCGAUUCAGAGAGGGAACCGGGAUGUGGUGGAAACUUUGCUCGAAUAUGGAGCCGAAUAG